AUGGGUUGUUGGGUUCUAAGAUAUGAACCUAACAGUUUUGAAGCAAUGCUUCAGAACUUAACCCAAUUAAAAGAGCUGUCGCUUUCGUGGAUGAGCAUCCCAUUCGAGUUAAGAACGAAUUUUUCUUCAUCUUUGACAUAUCUAAGUCUCACGGGUACUGGAAUAAGAGGUAAUCUAUUAAGUAAUGUUUUCCAUCUGCCAAAUAUGCAAGUUCUCUUGUUAGGUGACAAUGAGAAUCUUACUGUUAGUUUACCGAAAUUGAACUGCAGCAUUUUUUAUUCUCUGAGGCAGUUGGACCUAUCGAGCACAAGUUUCUCUGCUGCAUUGCCAGAUUUAAAGGGGUGUGCAGUGUCCUUAAAUUCUUUGAAUCUAGGAUCCUGUCAAAUUUCUGGUGUCAUUCCUGAAUCAAUUGGCAACCUUACACAACUUACUGAAUUGCAUCUGGGUGACAAUUUGUUGGCUGGGGAAAUUCCAAACUCACUUCGCAACCUUAGGCAUCUUGAGAGUUUAGACCUCUCUAGUAAUCUACUGAUGGGGGAAAUCAAAGAUUUUAUAAGUAGGUCACUAUCAAUGAUUUUGUUGAAUAACAAUCAACUAAGCGGUUCAAUUCCUCCAUCAAUUUUUACUCUUCCGAACCUAUCUUUCCUUGACCUUUCAGCAAACCAUUUUAUUGGGGUUGAGCAAGACUUGCUUGUGGACUUCAAUAAGCUUCAAAACAAUGCUUUUAACGGUGAAGCAGCAUGGAACACUACCAACAAUAUGAACAUUCCCUAUCCAAAUUUGGGAUUCUUGGGCUUGUCUUCUUGCCAAAUUAAGGAAUUUCCAGAGUUUCUGAGAAAUUCGGAGAGCUUAUCUUAUCUAGAUCUCUCAUCCAAUAUGAUUCAUGGCGAAAUCCCAGGCUGGUUCUUGUCCAAGACAUGGGAUAUUCUGGUCUACUUGAACCUUUCACAUAACUUCUUAAUUGGCAUUGUAGACCAACUACUCGUAACUCCCUCUAUCGCGUAUCUAGACAUGAGUUCCAACUCACUUCAGGGUCAAAUACCUUCUUCUAUCUGUGAAUCAAGUCUUCUUACUAUUCUUGAUUUGUCAAAUAACAAUUUGUCUUGUCCAAUUCCUCAAUGCUUGGGAAACUCCAGCCAGUAUCUAGAAAUUAUGGAUUUGGGAAAUAAUAGGCUUUUUGGCACCAUUCCCACAACAUUUUCAAAAGGAAACUCUUUGCGGUUCCUUGUGUUGAAUGACAAUCAAUUGCAAGGGCCAUUGCCACGAUCUUUAGCUCAUUGUGAAGACGAAAAGUCCAUUUCCUCUGUUGAGAAUUAUUGA
Coffea eugenioides is the source of this 1320-nucleotide messenger RNA. Its product is annotated as receptor-like protein 7. Gene Ontology annotation, molecular function: protein binding. The transcript has 2 exons. The record is from RefSeq and is a predicted model, not a curated record. NCBI's taxonomy places the organism in Eukaryota, Viridiplantae, Streptophyta, Magnoliopsida, Gentianales, Rubiaceae. Bases 1 to 1320 code for a protein of 439 amino acids.